CCUAGUGGGGUUCCAGGGGCGCCUCGUCUCCCACCACAUUCCUCAAGUCUAAUUCACCGCUAACACAUCUCUGUGCAACUAUUACUCAGAGACUAGUGUUUAGGAAUGACUACCGUUGGAAAAGUAGUAGUUGUGGUGUGACAUUAGUGGUUGAGUGAUACAAAGGUGCAAGUGUACAUCAGUGAGAGCCGGAUAACGCCAUCAUAAAGGUCCCAUCCACCACCAUAAUGGCCGUUGUAAACACCUUAACACAAAUGGCCGGUGAUAUAAAUACAGAGUGAAAACCAGCAUAAAUCCCACAUAAUUGUUAUUUGUACAGUACUGUAAUUUGAAAGUGAAAUAUAUGUACUGCAUUAAAAAUAUUUAGACAGCUGUACUUUAUUAGUAAUUUGUGGAUAUACGACCAAAGAAUUUUAGUAGAAAUAUGCAAUAACCUAACCUACGAAGACAUACAAAAUGGCCUCAGUUGCUGGAACAAGUGUUUACUCCGGCUACCCCAAUCGCUUCAGUCGACGUACAUCAUUGGCAUCAUCAUAUUUUCCACCAGUUAUAGAAAAAGUUUAUAAUUAUGUUAGACCUUCAUCUGCGAUGGUUAAUGCUGGAAUAAUUGCAUUUGUUGCAACUGUGUUUUUUGUCAUCUCAUUCACUAGUCCAUACUGGCUGCAGUCGUAUUCCUACACAUACAGUUCCUUCAACAACAUGGGACUGUGGGAGUUCUGCUUUAAUGGCUUCCGUUAUCCAAAAUUCCAGUAUGACUACAAGUUUACAGGUUGCAACUACAUCUUCUCAGAAGAAUACAGAAUAAUAUGGUCCUGGAUGUUACCAGCAUGGUUUAUGGCAGUGCAGACAUUCAUGACCAUAGCCCUGCUUGCUAGCUUGACGACGCUAGUGACAAUAAGUUUGGUGCUUGUAAGGUGGCCCAUGCAGAUAAUUAUGCGAUAUGAGUGGCACCUCACAGGCUUUUGUUUUUGCUGUCAAGCUAUUACUGUCAUUGGCAUCUUCUUUGCUGUGCUGGUCUUCGGAGUCAUGUGUUGGUCCCGUGACUGGUUGCUAAACCCCAACUUUAACUACCUGUCCUGGUCAUAUGCCUUUGCUGUUAUUGCAGGGGGCAUUCAUGCUUUUGCUGGAUUUACUUUACUUCAUGAAACCUUCGAAGCCAGGGAGCGCAAACGCCAGGCUAGUAACCUCCUUCACAUGGAUCCACAAGGACAUAUGGGAAUGGGCAUGGGUAUGACUAGCCAUGGAUAUAUUUGAAUGUACAAAAAUAAGCCACUGAAUUUUGUACAAGUUGUAUUACCAGCUAACCUUGACAUGUAAUCACAAACACUAGUUAUUGUAAGUAAAUUUUAAGAAUUUUUUAUUUUGACAGCCAUGUAUGUUCCCAAACAUGUAUGGAAUGCACCUAUAAGUUUUUUUUUUAACAAAUAUAAAUUUAUCCAUUAAAAGUAUUGAACAGUAUCUUCUCAAAAUGGUAUUUACUAUGACGAUGCCUUUAAAGUAGCUUUCAAUGAGCCAAUUCUCAAAAUCAAACAAAUUCAACAAUGAUCUGUAUUUACAUUUAAAUUGGUUGUGAAUGCAAGUUUUCACAUAUUGGUAUGUAAAGUUCAAUUUGUGCUGAAUCCCUGUUGGAAGUUAUACUUUAAUUUUAACACUAAAAAGUGUAUACCUAUACUGAUAAUGCACACUGAAGAGUAUUUACUUGAUACUGCCUAAUACUGUAUUUUUAUCCAAAGAAAUUUUGACAUGCUAGUAGUAAAUUGUGUGCAAUUAACGUUUAUGAUCCAACUAAUUUAAAGGGCACACAUGACCAAUAAACGUAAUGCCACUUGUGGGGAAGGACACACUUACGUACAGUACAGGACAGGAAACAUUUUGCCAUGAGUACCUUCAGGACUGAAGCCACAUCUUGUCAGUAUCACUACACCAUUUACUUCCAGCCCUUGUAAUCAUUGGAAGAAAUCAUUCAACUAAACUGCAUAUCCUGUUAUGUAAAGGUCAUGUACAAGUAGAAGCCUACUAUUAUUAUUAUUACACAUUGUAAGUAAUUCACAUUUCAUAAUUUAAAUAUUAGUCCUUGGAUGAAUUUUAGUUAAUAUUCAGACUUAGCAUUUCCCCUCAAAUUUUAAUUGUGCAUUUUCAGCAAUCAUUUAUGACCCUUGUAGGAUUAGCACUUUUUUUUUUUUUUUUAUUAUAAAAAUUUACUUCACAUUAAAUUUCAUAAGGGGGGGAGGGUGUAAUCCUAUAGGGAUCAUACAGCAGCUGGGAGAUUUUAAGGCAUUCAGACUAUUUACAGAAUCAAAGCAAAAGUCCAAUUCCUUAGAUCAUGAGCCCCUCACUAGCAUCAAGGAACUCUUAAAGGUUGCUUAACAGAUAUUCCUUGUGUACAGACAUAGGAAGAUUUCCCUUAACUAUAUAAUCAUUGCUUAUAAUUGCUUCACUUACAAAAUGAACGCAGCCUUGACAUGUGAUUUCAGACUAGGGUGUGGUUAGCGGGCCAUGUUGCCAAAUAUGGGUAUAGUAAUACAGAGACAACAUAACUAGUUUUAACCAGGGUCUCCAUAUGCACUUUAACUGAGGUAUAGUGGUGGGGGAUUAGGUCGUGUAGGCAUCUGCUCAUGAAGGAUAAGUUAUACAAGGUGUUUAUUAUUAUAAUCAAAAAGAAGCACUAAGCCACAAGGCCUGUACAAUAGUGCUGCUACAAGGUGUUUAGUAAUGGUGAAGGUACCCUUAUCUAGAGUCACUCCAAGGUGCUUGGGAGCAUCAGUUAUUUGCUUACUGUAGAACAGAAGCAAAGUGCUGUCAGCACCAAACUUUUGCACAAUUCAUCCUACAUGGAUGGCAGGUAUUGCCAACAAUUAUGGUAAGAUAGUUUUGCUCUGCACUACUAGAUAUUUUGUUGUGUAUUAAGCUUUACUAAGAGCAAAAUGUCUACAGUAAAGAUUUUUUUCCAUCUACCAUAAUCCUAUAUGAGCAGACUUCACAUUCCACCCCUACAUUAAUACAUUUGAGCAUCAUUUCAUUUAGGAAAAAAAAAAAAAUCCAUAUGGGCAUGGGAGGCAACUAGCUUUGAUCCAAGGAAGGGAAGGACAAGUCCAAUUCCUUGCAUCAAAGUGUGUAACAAAAAAAAAAAAAAUUACCAAGUGCUAAACACCUAUAGGUGUAAUACUAGUCUAAUUUUUCAUGCACCCAUUUAAUGAACUGUUUUUAUAGUACCAUGCACAUUAUAGAGAAGGAAAAUUUAGUGGAAUAAAUCUGAUGUCCAUGAUUAGGGGAGAGGAAGAUAACAGCUCCCCCAAUUUUAUUAUACAGACUUGAUGCUGAUAGAUAUAGCUGUGAGGGCAACAUAAAAGACUAACUUUUACUGAGCUGUUCUGCUUAGGACAGAGCUUUGCCUUUGUCAAAGCACAAGUCUUAGUAAAUUUUAUUGUGUGUGAUGUAAAGCAUUUCUUGUAUACAAUUAUAGUACUGUUAAAUAAUUAAAAUAUUACUAGUGCCACCCUUCCUCUACCACUACAAAUUUCCAUUAGUUUUGGAAAUUCAAGAAACAUUCAUAAUGAAAAAUGUAAAUCUUAAUACAGUAUUUUACUUUUAAAAAAAUACAUCAGGCUUAAGGUUUAUAUAAUAAUAUUAGUCUUAUGAAUAUUUGUUAAGGUUUUAUACUAUUGCAGUUGUUUAGCAGCACUGUCUUAUUCCGUCCAGAAUCUCUCAAACUAAAUUCAAAACUUGUAUUUUUUGUAAUAAAAAUGCUAACGA
Messenger RNA from Cherax quadricarinatus, 3753 nucleotides. It is a transcript of the gene pck, whose product is annotated as Claudin superfamily protein pickel. The record is from RefSeq and is a predicted model, not a curated record. Gene Ontology annotation, cellular component: membrane; septate junction. Gene Ontology annotation, biological process: septate junction assembly; regulation of tube size, open tracheal system. Lineage: Eukaryota; Metazoa; Arthropoda; Malacostraca; Decapoda; Parastacidae.